AUGGUUGAACUCAAAAAAUACUGGCUGCCUGUUAAACUGUGGAUUGUGUUCAAUACAGUCAUCUUUGUGGCCAGAGCAUAUCUCACAUGCAUGGAGCUCAACAGAGGUCCACCUUAUCCAAAAUUGGAUAUAGUUGAACAUGUGUGCAAAGUGUAUGGCCUCCUGGUAGUAAAUAGCUAUUAUCAAGAUUUUGUGAGAGAAUCAACAUCUGGAUCUAGAGAAGAAUGCAAAUGUCAUCUUCAACCAGACAUCAGCAUUUUGUAUAUUCAGGAUCCGUCAGCUGUAACACCGAAGCAUAAUCAGUGGACGGAGCAACUAGUGGCAGCAAAUGCACCUCCUCUUGAACGGUUAUAACUCAUAUGAUCAAAUUGUUUUUAUUUGUCACUAGACUGUUCAAGAGUACAUUAAUUAAGCUAAUAUGUUACCUUAUUUCAUUUGUUAAGGCUUUUGUGAACAUAUAACAAUUUACAGUAUAUCUUUGUUCAUUUUCAACAUCCAGAUAAUUCAGAUGAUCAAUACUGAGCAAAAGAAAGUUUGUUCCUUGAAUGAUUUGUUUUGAAAGUGAAUAAUAUACCAUUUUACAAUGUUAAAAAACUUUAUAUUGAGAGACAGUUUGUAAUUUAUAUAACUUUGAGCAUAUUCAAGUAAUCUCCCAUUAGUUUGAACUUUUCUCAAUUAGAACUAGAAAAAAUAUAAGUUCACUACAUAAUUUAAGUAAUAAACAUGAUGUUCUCUAAACUUCAUUAAUUUACAGGCAGCAAAUAUUUUAUGUACAAAUAAUUUGUCAAUUAGGGACCUAUUAAUUUUAUUGAUUAGUGACAGUUUGUCAGUUGAAAUUUUUUAACUGAAUGCAUGUAUUACAAAUAAACUCUUAAAUAUCCUCUUCAAAUACUGUUGUUAAACCACCAAAAUUGCCUUCAUUAUUGAGUCAAAAAUUUAUUCUUGACAAAAUGAUGACAAAAUAUGUAAGUAAACUUCUUAUUUUCUUGAAAAUUUUAUUUCAUUAUUCAGUUACAGUAUGUCACCAACUUUCCUUUCCAAACUUCGUGUUUCUGCUUUUAAAAAAGCAAAUUCCAUGUAAAUUAUUCUCAGAAGUACGUAGAUAUCAUCUGGAUGCUAUUCUUACUCAGCAUAACAGGAUUUACAAGGAGAUGAAUAUAUUGCCAUUAAUUUCUGUUCCUUUUACUGAAAGUUAGCAGAAAAUUUAUUUUUGACAGUUUCAAGAAAUUAAGGACUAAAUUUUCUAAUAAAAAGCAUCAAAUAUACAAUGAAGCAGAAGCAAUUUACAAGCAUGGCACAAAACUCUUACUCACACAAUCUAGAUA
Molecule: messenger RNA, 1325 nt
Organism: Gryllus bimaculatus (two-spotted cricket)
Lineage: Eukaryota; Metazoa; Arthropoda; Insecta; Orthoptera; Gryllidae
Source: the annotation of a GenBank genome assembly